This is a messenger RNA of Paramecium octaurelia, 807 nucleotides long. Lineage: Eukaryota; Ciliophora; Oligohymenophorea; Peniculida; Parameciidae. The record is from the annotation of a GenBank genome assembly.
AAUACACAAAAACCUCAAUGAUUACAAAAAUGCCUUUGAGAAUAGCAAGAACUUUAUUCUCCGUCAAUUUUCCAGGAUCUCAAAUCAGUAUUCCACAAUAACCAAUUGAGAAAAGUAUAGUGUUUAUGUUUACAUAAAGAUCAGCUAUUUUAAGUGAUAGAAAAUGAAAUAAUGUUUGAUGUAAUUCCUAUGAACAACAACCAAUAAAAUUCAGACUAAACCAAAAUGAAUGGUUUUAAGAUCCAAGAUUUCCAAGAUCAACAAAGAAUAGAAUUAAGUAAGAAUGUAGAAAAUGUUUAAAUUUUAAUUUGUAUCGAUUUCUAUAACAAUGGCCAAUCAAAAGAAUAAGAAAUAAUCGAUAGUCAAAUAAUCCAAAUUCAGAAGACCUCUGAAACUCCCCUCACCUCAUUUAAAAGUAUUCCAUAAAUUCAAGCCCCCUUCAGUGUUUAUCUGACCAAAGGGAAUGGAAUCGUUUCCUGUUACGAAUGCGUGGCCUACAAUGGAAAGGUACACAAUGUAGUAAAUUUAGAUAAAAAUUGAAAUGGUUUCUAUUAUUGAUGACGUUGAAGAACACAAACUAAUUCCUAGAGAAAAUAGAGGAUUGGAGGAGUACAAUGGAAGUAAUCAUCAAAUCGAGGAUUCUGUACAAUAUUGAUAAUAAAAAAGAUAUAACAUGAAAUGUUGAAUUACUUAAAGACUUUUGAAAUAGAUUCAGAACUUGCUUAAUUUGUACAACACAUUCAAAUCUACUAAGAGCAGGUUCUAAAUGUGAACUAUUUGUAAGACAAGCCUAUACUUCAUGAUUGA